GGGCGAACAUGCUCACGCGCGUUAAGAGCUUGACUGAUGUCAACUCGAGCGCAUCGUUGUGAGACAGCUGCACAGCUGUUUGCACGUUUGGGAGCAAAACAUUGUAUCAACAGUCUCACCUCUCCUCUGUUCUGUGAUCUACCGGAAGGAAGGAUCCACGGUGGCGAUGUUGUGGAGUUCUUUGGUAACGAAGGAACAGGCAAGAGUGAAAUGCUACUCAACAUAUUAGCAGGAUGCAUCGUCCCACAACACAAGCAAUGCGUCAUCUUUAUCGACACAGAUUGUCAUUUCUCAAUCAUUCGGCUCGUUCAGAUACUUGAGCAUCGUCUCUUCUCUAACGUUUCUGUUUGCGUAGAAAAUCGAGAAAAAAUAAUUCGAGACUGUCUGUCUCGUUUAUAUUAUUUCCGUUGCCAUAGCAGCAUUCAGUUGGUAGAGACAACGGAAUCUCUCAAAGCAAUUCUUCCAAAGAAACCGGAAAUCUGCUGCAUUAUGAUCGACAGCAUCUCGGCAUUUUAUUGGCAAAAUAGAUCGUCUCUUGGGGAAUCACUAAGUGAACAAGAACUUCAUCAACGAAGGCUUGUUAGCACAUUGAAAAGUCUCGUGUUCAACUACAGUCUUGCUGUGUUUGCAACGCGAGGAAUGUUUGCAGGUGCAAUUGGGAGAAAUCGAGACGAUCCCACCCAGAGUUUCAUGUCUCAACAAUGGCAGAAGUUUAUUCGACACAAAUUCAUGUUCGUAAGAGAAAUGUCACGUGUGGAUCAACAGUCUGACUUAGACAGUAAAGAAAGCACAUGUAAGAGUGACAUAGGCACACUCUUGUGGACUAGUGGAGAAAAAUGGAUUUACAAAAGUUGGUUGAUAUCAAACAGAGCACCACCAACAGCAAGAACGUUCUCUAUUGAAUCAAUGGGAGUCGUGUUCAGUUGACUGGAAGUCUGUAUCUUCUAUUUUCGUGGUGUAAACAGUAAGUUUAUAGCAAGCUUUUAGAUCCAUAGUCAUUAGUUUAUGUAUAUAUUAUGAUAAAUAUCUGUGUUGCACACAUAAACAUGGUGCAAAUUAAAAGAAACAAAAAAUAUUAC
Corticium candelabrum is the source of this 1079-nucleotide messenger RNA. RefSeq names its product DNA repair protein XRCC2-like. Gene Ontology annotation, cellular component: Rad51B-Rad51C-Rad51D-XRCC2 complex; replication fork; centrosome. The transcript is spliced from 2 exons. Bases 37 to 927 code for a protein of 296 amino acids. Lineage: Eukaryota; Metazoa; Porifera; Homoscleromorpha; Homosclerophorida; Plakinidae. The record is from RefSeq and is a predicted model, not a curated record. Gene Ontology annotation, biological process: DNA strand invasion; double-strand break repair via homologous recombination. Gene Ontology annotation, molecular function: four-way junction DNA binding; ATP-dependent DNA damage sensor activity; ATP binding.